Messenger RNA from Aspergillus affinis, 1995 nucleotides. Its product is annotated as PAN-complex poly(A)-binding subunit PAN3. Lineage: Eukaryota; Fungi; Ascomycota; Eurotiomycetes; Eurotiales; Aspergillaceae. The record is from RefSeq and is a predicted model, not a curated record. Gene Ontology annotation, biological process: mRNA processing; nuclear-transcribed mRNA poly(A) tail shortening; protein phosphorylation. Gene Ontology annotation, cellular component: PAN complex; P-body. Bases 1 to 1995 code for a protein of 664 amino acids. The transcript has 7 exons. Gene Ontology annotation, molecular function: ATP binding; poly(A) binding; protein kinase activity.
AUGGCUUCAACUGGGAAACCCCCGUUGGACGAUUCCCGUCGUGGGACGGGAUCACCCAAGAUCAAGUCACGAGGAUGCGCUUUUAACCACGAUCCACAAAAGUUCAACCCUGCAUAUCAAUCGGACAGGUACCACCAACAGCAACAAAAAGCGACUCAAUGUCGACUCCCCGAGCUUCACUCCUUCCCUUUUAUCUUCCAAUGGAUCAUCCCCCACGAUGUCUUCGGCAACCGCGAAGAAGACCGCCACGAUAUCUCCCAAGGCUGCAAAUGCCGCUCCUUUUCAACCCCGAAGUAUAUCUUCCCGUAUGGUUUAAUACUUUUGAUGAUAUUGGCCAUUCCGCUGACGAGGCAAGAAGGCUCCAACGCGAGCACGCCCUCUGGUCGACAAGAAACGUUGACUCCGGACUGGUCGGUGGCCGAAGCACAGGAAUUCAUUCCUCAGACCUUCGAUACAUCCCACAUGGCCUCUUUACAGGGGAAUAGUAAUGGCGGAGUCCCCGCCUCGAGUCCUUUCGAUCCCUUUGUGACGGCCCCGAAUCCUCUCUCCGCUGCCGGUGCGGUCGGUUCUGUUCAAGCAGGCGCAUUCCCACAUGAGACUGCAGCUGCCGCCGCCGCUCUAGGCGGGGCCGCAUUUUUCGCCGGGCAAUCUGGCUUCCAGCAGCCGGUCCAAUAUCAUCUUUACGCGCCUAUCGGACCCCAUAGUCAAAAUACGUUAGGCUAUCAGCGAAAUGUUCAUGAUCUCUUUCUUCCGAGUGACUUCCGCGAAGAACUUCAGAAGAAGUCGGCAGCGACACUACAAACCCUGCCUAAUACGCAACUGCCCGCGCAGGUUGAUUACUUCCACUCGCUAGUUCCACUAGAUUUGAACCAUCAGAAAAACGCGGCAAUCUUCGGCUUUCCCAGCUGGGUUUACAAGGCGCAAUCAAGUAAGGAUGGGAAUUUCUACGCUCUUCGGCGUUUGGAAGGCUUUCGCUUGACGAACGAGAAGGCCAUCCGCUCCGUUCAAGCCUGGAAGCGAGUAUGCAAUGGCAGUGUGGUUACUGUUCACGACGCCUUUACCAGCAGAAGCUUUCAGGACAGCUCGUUAAUAUUCGUCACUGACUACCACCCCCUCUCGAAGACACUUGCGGAGCAACACUUAGGUGCGGGCAACAGAUUCCAGGGCCGACACAACGCACAUAUCCCGGAACAGGUACUCUGGGGCUACAUGACCCAAAUCGCCAACGGUCUCAAGGCCAUCCACAGUAGCGGUCUUGCCGCGAGAGUCAUUGAGCCUAGCAAGAUUCUCCUAACUGGCAGAAACCGCAUACGCCUCAAUGCCUGUGCGAUCCUCGACGUGGUCCAGUAUGACAACCAGCGAACCAUCGCCGAUCUCCAACGUCAGGAUCUCGUCGGGUUCGGACAGCUCAUCAUCACUCUGGGUGCCAACUCGCCGACAGUCAUGCAUAACCCCACCAAAGCUAUGGAACACUUCACUCGCGCUUACAGCCCCCAGCUGAAGAACUCGGUGUUUUGGCUUUUGAAUGGGCUGCAAAAGGACCAAGACCGUAACAUCGACAUGUUUAUUACCGGCAUCUCCUCCCAACUGAUGUCGACUUUUGACUCGGCUCUCCAUCUGGAUGAUCAGCUGACAUCAGAUUUGAGUCGGGAACUUGAAAAUGGACGCCUCGUGCGACUGAUGACCAAGCUGAAUCUCGUGAAUGAGCGACCAGAGUAUGAACAUGAUAGGCAAUGGUCUGAGAACGGCGAACGAUACUUCCUGAAACUCUUCCGGGAUUAUGUUUUCCAUCAGGUGGACGCCCAGGGCGAUCCUGUCGUUGAUAUUGGCCACGUACUUACAUGCUUGAACAAACUAGAUGCAGGAAGCGACGAGAAGGUCACGUUAGUGAGUCGAGACGAGCAAAGCUGUUUUGUUGUCAGCUAUAAGGAGGUCAAGAAGGCGCUGGAAUCCUCGUUCCAGGCACUUCUCAAACCUGCUCGAAGGCUUCACUAG